Molecule: messenger RNA, 1053 nt
Organism: Oikopleura dioica
Lineage: Eukaryota; Metazoa; Chordata; Appendicularia; Copelata; Oikopleuridae
Source: the annotation of a GenBank genome assembly
AUGGCGAGUAGGGACUAUGUUGUUCCUCCCGAGUACAAAUACGAGAGUAGCCGGGGGUCUACUCGGUCUGUUUCGCGAAUAAAUACAGUAGUUAGAGACAUUCGAUCGUCGAUAGCGGAUUAUAGAAAUGAAGAAAGGAGGCUCAAUGAAUCUACGAGAUAUCCGGAGUCAGUGAGAAGUAACGCCGAAUACGACAGCAAAGUCACGAAACAGAACGAGAUCUUAACCAAGCAAUUGAUGUUUUAUCGCGCCCAAGCGGGCGAUCUCGACAAAAAAUUGCGCCAAGCAACGAAUCUCCUUGAAUCGACUGUUCUCGAGAUUCAAGCAAAGCCUGGAAUGGCGAAUGCUGAAGAUCUUUACCUUGAAAAUCAAGAGCUCAAGAAACGACUUCAGGAAAUUUUGAUAAGAGGAGGCCAAGCUGGAACAAUUGGCUACAGUAGCCAAAUUGCAAAGCUCAAACAAAGGGUUGAAGAGCAAGAUCGACAGUUGGAUGCAAGCAAGGAGUUAUACAACGAGCUUAGAAAGAAAUUCGAUGAAUUGAAUGAGAGCGUCGUUGAAGCUGGAAACUUACCGAGAAGAAACGAGAUUCGAACUGUAGCAACUGAUGGCAGAGUGGAUGUGUCCAAAGAAAAAGAGCUGAACGCCAUCAUCAAGCAACAAGAAGGCGCAAUAAGAGAACUCAAUGAAGAAAUGAAGGCGAUGGAAGAACUUAUCCAAGCGAAUCAACGGCAAUCAAGGAGGACCCCUUAUCAAAUUUUCAUCGAACAAGAAGACAAGAUUGAAGAAUUGCGAACAGAAAAUGUUCGCCUGAGAUCAGACCAGGAAAAGUACGAGACUCUUCAGCAGACACUUCUGGAAAAGGAACAGACUUUCAAUGAUAACAUCCCGAGCUUCAACUUUGAAGAGAAAGAAAAGUUUGAUCAGACGAAAAUAAACUUCAAACCCGAAGUUUUCGACGAAUCCGCCGUCCCACUCGCCAACAACACGACCGGACUCCUCCUCGACGACAUUCCAUCCGAAUUCAAAGCUCCUAUCCACACCCAGAUCUUCUAA